GUAGUAUCUCGGAUUGGUGUCAGCACUCACACAUUUUUAAAGAAAACAAACCAUCCCCUGCCCGCGGCCCUGCCUCAGUCCCUAGAUGUAUCGGUGCUGCCUGUUCAUUCUCGAUUUGUGUGUCAGCGAAGCAGUGCGCGCCGGGACGUAACGAGUUCUUUGUUUUUCUUUGUUUUAGUGCAACUAAUAUACAUUGUUUGGAUCUCUGCGAACUUAAAUAUGCCAAAACGCACUAGAAGCGAUCGACAUCGCUCCGGUGAUACCGAAACUAGAAAACUUCGAAAAAUAAUUAACAAUUUGGAUGCUCGGUUACGCGCCAUGGAAAAGCAAGGCCGCCCGUCUCGGUCUCGAAUACGACGCAUAUCCAAUUCCCCUUCUUCGUCGUCGAGUGACUCAUCAUCUCGCUCCUGCUCGACGUCGGACGCUGCUAGCAAUGAGAACACCCCUCGAAGGUCAACCACCCGUAGAUCGCCUUUUGCCGAUGCUCUCGCAGAAAAUGAUGUAAGGUCCGAGGAAAUUUCAUUCUCCACAGCGCCUUUAAGUGAGGAUGUCAUAGACAUACUGGGGAAGAAAGACACCUCUCCUGAACCACUGGGGCCAAAAAUUCAUGAGGAUUUGCUCCUUCGAUGGGAAAAAAUUUUGAAGACGGGCCUAUCUGAUGACGAUAGAAAAUCCCUUCUGUCUAAACUCCCUCCGCCUGAAAACUUUACAACAUUAUCUGCUCCACUGCUUAACCCUGUAGUACAAAAAGCGAUUUCUCCAUCUAACUUAUUGAGGGAUGAGCGACUGACAAAACUACAGUCUUUAGUUGCGGCAAGCCUUUCUGGCAUUGGCCAGGUCUGUAGCCUCCUGUUAUCGGAAGAAGGGGGGGGGACAGACGAUACAUUGAACUACUCAAUAAUGCAGGUCGAAUGUUGGCUGACUUGUGGCAUUCCCAAAACAUAA
Molecule: messenger RNA, 945 nt
Organism: Acanthoscelides obtectus
Lineage: Eukaryota; Metazoa; Arthropoda; Insecta; Coleoptera; Chrysomelidae
Source: the annotation of a GenBank genome assembly